AUGCGUUUGAACUUAAGAGAUUUGCCCUUAACUCUUCCAGGUACAAUAUCUAAGAAAGAAAGACCCAGCAAAGUCCAUAUCUCAGGACAAGUUUCACCAACCGCAACUAAACAAAUCCAGCUAAAAAGGGACUUUCCUCAUGGGCAGCAACCAUUGGCCGGCCCACUUCCUGUGUACGUUCCGCCUGUAACGAGGUGGAACAGUGAAAUUAUGCGGCAGGAAAGAGGUGACAACCGCGGAUUUGUGGCGCAACGAACAGCAAGGCCUUCCGCUCAAUCCAUUCCAUCUCUUCCUGGCGUGAGCUCGAAAGUGACUCGGUUCCACCACAGGGGUGCUGAAAAAACGCAACCAAGGGAAAAAAAUAAACCUGUUUUGCCUGAUAUUAUUAAUUCAACAAACGGUAAUGAAAGCUGGUAUGUUGCAUGACUUGUAUAAUGGUGUGGUCUAUAGAGUUUAAAUCAGUUCCUUACCACUCGUUUAAUUGUACCCUUCUAAAUCCUUCGAAGGAAAUUGGAGCGGAGAAAAGAGAGGGCACUAUAUUAAAUGAAAACUGACCAUAAAUUUUCAGUUUUAAAUGCGACUUUGUUUAGAGUAGAAUUGAGACUGAAAAAAAUUUGGUGAAACCUGGUUUGAGCCGUCACUAACGGAACUCAAGCAAGUGUUUGACUUUAUAGAGGAUGUCCGCUGAAACAGAUUUAGUCAAUCAGUUGCGCAACAGUGGCUAAUCCCCAAAUAAUACAGAAUAUGUAAUCACCAGCAUCGCAAAUUUGGUCCUGGAUAAAUGAAAAAAGCCCUUUAUUGAAAAAAAAAAAUGUUUUGAAUGUAAAAAAUGUAGUCUUGAGCACUUAUCGCUUCAAAGAAAUGCUACCAUUUUAUGUCCACUUUAAUGUAGGUUUUAUGUAACAAUGGGGGUUAAUUUUGGCGUGCGCAUGUGCUUAAUAGAGGAGUUUACUGUUUAUAGGUUUAUUUUACGCCAAGUAUGAGGAAAACAGUUAAGAACUUUUGCCAGUGUUCGCUUUAGACAGUGUGUCUGCUUAAUAUGGGGUCCACUACAGGUUUAACAGAAAAGUAAAUCAAGUAAUGAGGACCUUGGGCAAACCACGACGGCGACGGCAACGAGGACAUGGAAAAACAAAAGAUCUGAUUGGCAGAACAAUAGCUCAGCACGUGCGUUUUAAAAAUUUGUACAUUUCUUAGUCGUCCUAUGCAAAACAACAACGUGAAAUCACCACAAUUUGCGUCGUCUGCGAACUGAAACCGCGACGGCAAAUUAUUUUAAUUUCCAUUUGGAACUCAACGCUUCUUUUAUACGUUAUGCUGAAGUUGAGAUGUGGCGCCGUAUGAGACGGUAGACAGAAAGGCAGAAAUUCAUUUUUCAAUCGAAGUUUUCCUUGGUGUUGCCGUCCUGACUGCUUAAGGUCCCUAAUGUGGAGUUAUUCGAAAGGAUGAAACCAAAUUUUCGUAGGCAGAAAGGCAGAGAGGCCUUUCAAACUUCGCCUUUUUUCCCUAAAAGUAAUUUUUUAACCUUUAGGGGAAAGCCACGAAGGGCAGGCUAAUAAUUUCCAGAAGAAAAGUUCAACUACCAAACAAAGACAAAAUCGUCACCAAUCAACGUCUGCGAGUGACCAAAGCUCGGCUGGGAAUGGAGGUGGAGGUCUUGGUUCUAUAUUGAAAGGAGCAAACGUUCAAGGUGCUGUUGUAGAGAAGGGAAUUGAAGUGAUGGGGAAGCUAGUGGAUAAACAGUUACAGAUCAUCGAUGAAGCACAAGAGAAGGCUGAAAAUUUCUUAAAAAAGGAGGUUUGACACCUUUAUCUGAUUUCAUCACAUUUCUCUACCAACUGGAGGUGGAUUUAAUGGAUUGGGGGGAAGGCUUAAUCGAAGAUAGUGGGAAGGGGGAGUUUCCUCUUUUUUCCAUUAUUUACUUCGAAGAGCUUUUUAACCUAACCGUCCUUCUAAGAUAUUAUGCAAUCUGGGUUUCAUUUUACUUCAUUUUCAGAGUUUUCGUUGUCUCAAAUAUAUAUUGUGUUAACAGACGUAAGAAACUUACUGCUAUUCAAAUCAGAGAGCCCUUUGGGCCAGUCAUUAGUAAAAACAAGAAAAAGAAAAAUGCUAUUCAUAUAACUCGCCGAAAAAACCUAAUUCCAUUCCUUUCAGGCUUCGUAGUUAGGCAGAUCGUAUCAAAACAUUUUGAGUACUUUCCGAACUUGUACUUUUAGUCGGCGUUCUCUCGGAAUUUUGCAGGAUCACCUCUGAGUUCUUUUCAAUAAAAAUUCUGUUUUAGCAUCUUUAAAAGUUGAGCAAGGGAGACUACUUAAAUGAUAAUUUAGGUCGUUCAGCAACAUUGUUGGGGAAAUCCAAGCGAGGAUAUUGGCUGGUUGGCAGCCAAAGGUGGUGUCGUUUUUUGUCAGUUCUCCCUAAGAUAAGACAACAUAUGAUGAACUAAGACACUUAUUUCAACACAGUGUUGAUAAAUUAAGCAGUAACCGUGGAAUAUUACUAACUUGCUAUCCCAACUUUGGCAGAUAAAGUUAGACAUCGUACCCGAUAAAUCCUGGCACACUGAUGAUAUGUUCAUCCCAGCCGGUUACCACAUGAACUCACACAUCUCCAGUGAAGACAGCGCUCCCAAGGAAGUCGGUGAGCCACCCUAUACCUACCCAGCAGGCGUUGGGAACGUGUUAAUGAAUGGCUGUUGGGGCACUGGGUACCAAGAGGGAGAUCCUUGCUACGCUGCUCGGUGGAAAUUAGAAGCAUGCUUGGUAUGGUAGUAGUUCUGUUUUCUUCAUAGCAACAGUUGGUUCUGACUUUGCAAAAGCCAGGAACUCUAUCUAUACCAAAGUCAUCAACGCUGUAGAUGAAAUAGAAAUUUAGUUGUGCUAUUUACCAGCAAUCUUAUGAUUCAGGUGUGGACAUAUCUCCCAUAAUUUCGCUCUCACUCGACUGAUUAAGGGGCCAACAUGUCGUUGCUUUCGUGUCUCACUUCUGCAGAACUUGAUUGACGGCGCGGCAUUUAUGGGUGUUGGAUUUGACGGGCGUGGUGAGUACAGCCCCGAAUCAAGAAAAAUGAGCAUCGUGCAGCGAAACUGCGCUGGGAAAGCAACGUAAGUAUGAUAUUGCUCUCUUUGUUAGUGCUCUGCCUCUAUUAUCCAGAUUGUUAUGGGUUUUUUGUUUGAACAUGAAGUGGUACUAAGCACGUUUGAUAACAAUGCUACUGUUUGGACUUAAAAACUCUGCUUACUUUCAUGACAGUCUGCUCCCAGUUGGCUUUAUAGCUCAGUCUAGUGCUACAACAGUAUUGCAGAGCAGUCAUGGGUUCGCACCCCGUUGAGUCCGAUUGUUUUAGGUUAUGUAUUCACGAUUACUGUACGGGCGUGUUUAAAUGCGGUGACUUCUGUUAAAAUCUCAAAACUCACUCUAACUGAUUUUGUUGGUUUUAUUUUUUAAGAUACGAUGAUUACGAUGUCCCUGACACAAUGAACGUUCAUGGCAUCUACGACACCAAAGCGUCCAUGGUGACCUUUGAGAGCCGCAGUGAGUUUCAGAAAUACUUACAGGAAGAGGCUGGGGUGUCUGGGUCGUACUUUGGCUUCUACGCGGGCGUCAAGGUGGGUUGGGGCGAGUCAGAGACUCAAGCCAGCCAGAAAUAUAUGGCUCUCCUACACGUUGACAUCAACAGGUACAUAAAAACGUUGUUCGAUUGUUAUUUCCCUUUACUUUUGUGGUUUAAAGUUGUUCCAUCAUUAUUAUAUAAGUAUAGCACUGGUGGCGGAUCCAGAGAGAGGGUCCGGUGGGUUCGGAUUUUCGCGCGUUUGAGGCAAUUUACUUGUUUUUCAUUUCUUCCCCUCAGCAUCUCGUGAUUAUGUCUUAUUUUGUAUUCUGAUUGGCCGUUGUUGUUGCAUUUCGUUUAUGACGAGAGGAAAUCCGACCUGCGAUCGUAAGUUGUUUGGGGAGCAACUCCUAUCUUCCGGCCCCCGACUUCGUUUCUUUAACAGGUAUUCUUUUAUUUUCGACUCUCAGGUAUGAGAUUUUUAUAGACGAAGUAAAGCCAAAGGACUUAAGUGCGUCGUUUCUGAAAGAAUUUAUGGCCCUACCGACCUCUUACUUUGCGGCAGGAGCGCCCAUGAAGUAUUGUAAGUGUGUUUUUCAUGUUUGCUUUUGUAUUUAAUUAAAACGUGACAUUUGGUUGUCAUUAACUUUCCUUAGGAGAUAAACUAUAGUUUUAACUUUUAAGUUAAAACUCAAUUGAGCAUUUUUGUGGUUAGGUCACAGUAAAGAAUGUAAGAGUGUAUGCCCGCAGUGUAUGUAUGAUGUUCUCAAUACACUACCCACAUGUACGCUUUUCGUGCCUGUUUUUGUUAAUUGUUUUUGCGUUUUGAUCAAUUUUUGUAGUGGACUUCAUACAGAGAUGGGGCACUCACUACAUCAAGUCUGCUAAGUUUGGAGGCCAGCUCCAGAUUCGUAAAUUCAUGGACGCAAGUGACGUUUCCAGUAAGAAAGAGUUCGCACGAGAAAUGGAAGUGGAAUACAAAUCCUUGUUCGCCAGCGUUGGAGCAAAGGAAAGUAGAAGAGAGGGAGAAUCGUUCAGGCAACAGGCAAAAACAACAUCGACGACGAUUCUUGCCAUGGGAGGAAGUCAACAAAUUGCUUCUAUUUUAUCCGACGCAUAUUCGCCAGCUUUUAAGAACGAGUUUAAGGAUUGGCUUGCAUCAAUUCCUCAAUAUCCAAAGCCGUUUGAGUUUCAGAUGGCUUUAGUUACAACUCUUCUUAACUUCCGACUUCACGAUUUGUUUCCCGAAGAGAGAAGUAACUGGGGAUGCGAAGGAAAUGCUGCAGAACUCAAAGAAGAGAUCUCAGCAAAUGAAGACAGGUUAAAGUUUUAUGAAACGGUAGACUCCAACGGGACAGUUCAGAAGUACUAUUGUAAGUUUGAUAGCCGAAAGUCUCUGGAGGAGGCAAUUACAAGGAGAAGAAUCAGCUUGACCAGAGCCAUUGAAGUCUACAUGAAGGAGGUCAGUGACACACAAACCUCCAACAUUUUAUGAGGAUUGCAUGCUUUAUAGGAUUUAAUGGAUACACAGUGCUGUGUGAAAGUUUUUAUCACAGUGACUACCAUUUUUCUCAGUUUCUUCACGAAUUAAUCACUUCCACCCCAUAUUAGAGUAGUAUCAAGACAACUCGAGGAAACAUUUUUCAAUUGCUGUUUAUUUAUUCAUUUAUUUAUUUAUUUGGUAAGGGCCCGAAUUCGAUUACGGACAUUCAGUUACCACCAUGCAAUAGAGACAGUCAAACAAAACCCGGAGCUGCACAACCGGAAACAACAGACCAAGCCGAUGAAGCAGUAAAACACAAAAAAGUGGUCGGCCUUAGCUGGCAGCAUAUCACAAAAGACAAAGCGUUAUUCCGAGUUAUCUUUGACAUGAGAAACGAUUUGAAAGGUACCAAGGACUUCAGUGACAUUCCGAGAAAUAUGAGUCGUUUGGUUCGCUACAAAAACGGAAAAUGGUUCACGGCUGAAAAAGAUGGCUCUUUUCACCUCUACAAUGCCUUCAGAAAUGGAAAAAGCGGCGAUCCUCAACAGCAUAAAAUAUCUAUUCUUGGUCUCGUGCUUUCCUUCAAUCCAAACACCGGCGGGCUGACCCUUUUGUCACGUGAUUUUGAAGCGUCGAGAGUGUUUUUCCCAAACCUUCACGAUACACUGGCAGGAAAAGAGCUGGGGCGAGCCGUUUUAGAUUCGAGUAUCUCCGAGUCUGGUGCUUCAAAGCGUGAAACCUUAGCUGACCCUCCCUGCAAUGUCAAGUGGUCAAAUGCUCUCCGGUUUGAUCCUACUGAAGCCAAAGGGAAGUGUCUGCAUUUCACAGCCUCUAGUGAGGGAAACAUUUUUGUCGUGUUUGCAACUUUACCGAUCGAUAAGACCUCUUGGUAUUACAUUGAAAUUACACCUCAGAAAGUGGCUAUUUACAAGGUAAUGAUCAAUGAAUCUACGCAAAUAUGUCUCCUUUUAGAGUCAUUCUAAGCAAGAUAAAUUUAAAAACAGCAUUUUAGUCAGAAAACAUGGCAAAUGUCCUCCGAAAAAAUUACGCCAAAUUAAGUUGAAAAUGAAACUACCUUUGGCGAUUGAAACCCUUGACGUAAUCCAUGGGCAUGCGCACACUACAGGGCUAAUCAGUAAUUGUACCAUUAAAGUACAAAAGUAUUUUAAGAAAAUACUAUCUUCAACUCGUUUUCUGCUCAUACCAAAACUCAAAAGUAGCGUUUGCACAUUCAUCCAGUUUAAAGAGCGUUUUCAAAAACCUUCUCUUUUUCUGUAAACAAAUUAUCCAGAAAUAAGGCGCGCGGAGUAUAUAGGGUGAGAUCGAAUAGGAAAAAUAACGCACACUUUCUAUUAUCAGGGACUCGUACUUAAGACCUCUACGACAAACAUCAAUGCGAGAGGGCUGGGCGACCCAAACCUGCUUCAGUCAUACUUUGUGUGCGUCACCGAGUCCGAGUCAAGCACACUUAUUGAAUAUGGUAAAACACUGGGAACCACUCAAAGUGGUGACGUGUAUCUCAACAUGCUUGACCUGGAAAAGCCGCUGAAUGCUCGCUUUUACGCAUUUGGGAAUGGAGACAAGAAGGCUGACGUCAUUGAUGCACACAUAGUGGCACGUGAUCAAACAAAAGCCGAGUGUAAAGGCGACACGUUUAUCGACCUGACCACAAGGCUGUGCACGCAAGAAUGUCACGAAGACUGCGAUCCCUUAUACGGUAAUUUAUCUCGUACCUAUCUUCGGCUGAUUUUACCUUGGAAAUUAUGACGCUAUGUCAUGCAGAUUCCGUUUCAGAAAGACAAAUAAAUGAGAUCUGAAGUAUAGUAACCAACAUGAAGUGAAAUCCGUGGUAUUACAUGGAGCUGUCCCUAUGCCCUUUGCCUGUUUAGGUAGGGGGUUGUGACUGGAAGUUGAAAAUUAGUUGGGAAACCGUAUUAUACAAUCGUUUCAGCCAUUAGCUAGCUAUGUUUAUUUUCAAGAAUUUCACCGAUAUCUUUUCUUUCCUCGCUCCCCGUCGUUUUCGGUAUCCCCUUUAAAUUUUAUUCCCGACUAUCUAGAAUUUAAAACUAAUUUAAAAGUUAAGGAGGAUAUUUUUACUUUACUCAUCACUCUUCUCAAAACCGAUAAAGAGACAUAUUUUAUUACAUGGGGCUUUAAGCUGGUUCUUUUUAUUCAUUUUUCGAUUAUUUUAUUUUCAGGUUGUAACACAUUGUCUUCGGGGAAUCCUUUACCGACUGAGUGCAAUGUUUGUCGAGUAGCCAAAGAUAAGAAUACCGGCAGCUGUCUUCCAGAGUGUCCCCCGGAAAAAUUUCUCACAGCUGAUAAGCUGUGUGUCGACCUCAGUUGUAAGUAAAGAGGCCGAUGCCAUUUAAAAGAGCUAUUUUCAACUGAGAGUAAAGUAUUCCGGGAUUGCACGAAGUUUAAUUUCUUUCGUAACUAAAAUAGCUACGGUCCGUGCGAGACGACUCCUUUAGGGAAUAACCAGACAGUAGCGUUACUGACACAAGCCUCACUUGAAGGCUUAGCAAGGCUUUGCCCUAGGCAAGCCAGGGCAAACAGGAAAAAAGACGCCAAAAAAAACACCGGUAGCGUGAUUUCCAGGCUGAGAUGAAGAAAUGGGACCAUGCCUGGACUACACUCAAAGGGUAGCCCAGGAAAGAACGAGGUGGGAAAUUCAAUUCCGAAGAGCACAAAGAUGCUACUAAGUUUGACGUAACACUCUUUAAAAGAAAGAUAUGACGUUUAUGCUGAUUGAAUGAACUAAAACUGUUUCAAAAUUCUAGUGGAAACAGGCUGCUCAUCUCAAUACAAACCUACAAAUCAAAACCUUUGUAACAGAAUGGUUUCAAUAACAAAACAAGUUUACAACAGAAUUCGAAAGCACCUGAGCAAUAACAAUAAUACAAUUAUUCGCCUCAGGCUCGGGGAAAAUUUUUUAAUAACCCCCUCGACUUCAUCUUGGGGAUUGUUCACCAAUAUUCACUUCGCCUUUGGCGAAUGAUAAUUAUACAACUGACUAUGUGAGGGGAUAUUAUAAUUUUAAAACAACCUAAUCAAUGACAAAACUGUUUCCUAGAUAAUUCUCCGCCGUUACCGGAGUUAAUGAGUGUUCUUUUGUAUUCGCAUUAUAGCAACUUAUGACAUGGAGUUCCAAACCGAGGACAACGCCCUAAGGGCGACUGUCAGGGAGAUACCUGAGUUACAAGCUUUAACCCUGUGCUUUUGGAUUCGUCUUCCUCAAGGUUACAAGACAACACGUUUUGCCUACCCCAUAAUCGAUUACAAAACUGGAAGCAAUAGACUUGAAACAGUCACGGUGUACUUGUCUGAAAACCAUGAGACAAAAGAUAUCAAACUGGAACUGACCUUUAUAGUAGGAGGAGGGGAAACGUAAGUGGAAAGAUUUCUUUUCGAUGCACAAACUUGCUUGCAUUGAAUACUUUAUGUACCCAAAGUAGCAGUCGAAAAUCCCAUAUUUGAAGAAGAAUGCAGAGCAGAACGGUGCGAUCCUCAGUCCGCAAAUCUUAGGUCUUUUGUACAGCACAGUAGAGGAGUGACCUAUUUUAGCUCUUAGCAGAAAGCAUUAUUCUCGAGCGGAAAACUGGGGUUCAGUAUAAUAGCGAGCUCAAUAGGGAAGAGUUUCCAGAGGCAGAUAGCAAUCUGGGAUUCAGAGUUCUUUGAAUUCCCUGGCGCAUAAUUUUUUUUGUAACAUUUUUCUUAAAAAAGAGCACUUUACAACUGAUUGCUAGCGAUCAACAUUUAUCAAGAGUGGCCGCAUCCGCCACACAAUCGAAGUCCGAGGCGAAAGAGCGUCUUCGCGUCUGUGUCGUUUACAACUUUUCAUCCUCGUUUGGCAACAUUGUACCCUCGACAUUGAUGAUCCUAGCGGUACACAGUACGCGUGUCGCAAGUGAAAAUAGUAUCGCCUUAAGUCACCAACGAGUUCUCUGCUUUUCAGCGAUGGAGGUCUGAGACUCGAAGCCUCGUGAGGGAUGGUAAGCUCGUGUCAAAAAAGGAAUGCAUUCGUUCUUUAGAUGUCGAUCGAGCUCGAAAUCGAAUUUUCUCAUCAAUCCUAGAAAUUUGCAGGAAGCCACACAUGAACCUUGUAUACUAGCCUUUCUCGCUCAAAGGCUGGAGAUCUUUAUACUUUUUAUUUACCGUCUCCCUUCUUUUCUCUUCCCUUGCUGCGUUACCAAUUAUUAAUUUAUGUAAUGUAUUAAUCCAGGUUACCAGUAGACGUCUUAUCAGAUCAAAACUGGCACCAGAUCUGCAUUUCGUGGGCAGGCCACAGUGGGGUGACCAUACAGUACCUAGAUGGUGUGCGCAAGGUGGCCGACACUCGACACAUAGGAACCUUGGAGGGUGGUGGAAGGCUGACAGUCGGUCAUCACACAGAGUAUGUUUAUCAAAUAACUGGCUUACAUCUCUGGGACAAGGUGAUUCCUCCCGAAGAGAUCGCUGAGUUUGCCACAGCGUGUGAAAAAGGAAAUGGAAACGUAAAAACCUGGGCAGAUUUUUACGAUCUUGCGGUGGAAGAAAAAAUCAAAAUUAACACGCCUUCAAAUUGUCGGGUGAGCCCAAGUGAUGCUCAGUAAAAAGUAUGGAAAAUCUUAGCUUAUAUUGUCCCAGGUCACAUUCAGAAUAAAAGUCAUUUGACGUCAUG
Messenger RNA from Pocillopora meandrina, 9693 nucleotides. The record is from the annotation of a GenBank genome assembly. NCBI's taxonomy places the organism in Eukaryota, Metazoa, Cnidaria, Anthozoa, Scleractinia, Pocilloporidae.